UUAAUAAUACCAACGUCUCGAGUUAUCAUCACACGGGUUCUGUUGCUUUGACACUUGACUAUGCCAUUAAACACGGAAUCAUGCAAAUAAUAUAUAUGAGGUCUAUGUGGGUGAAACGUAUAUUAGUUUUAGGAUGCAUUUUAUUCCUCAGCUAUAUAUCAUUGAUUUUGAGGAAUGAAACCGACAAAAAGACAGAUGAGAGGCCUACUGAGGCCCAAACUAUUGACAUUGAUAGAAGAUUUUCUGACUUGGAAAGCAACAUCAACAAAGUCUGUGAACGAUUUGUUCAAAAACUUUGAACAAAAGCAGGAUGCCAUUCAGAAAAUGCUUGUGGAUGAGAGAGAGAGAUUUAAAGACCAGGAAGUUGUGGCAGCUCCGGUCAAAUCUCAGAGAGGACAAGAUGAACAGAAGCUCAAGCCCCAGCAAUCUCCAUUGUUUCAGGGCUGGGGAGAGAAUCUAUCGGAUGAGGAUCAGGAGGAGGCACAGGCUUUGUUUGAGAAAUAUGGCUACAAUGUUUUCCUCAGCGAUCGUCUGCCUCUCAACCGAGAGCUACCAGAGACACGUGAAUCCAAAUGUUUGCAGAAGAAAUACCCCAAGGACCUUCCUAGUAUUGCUGUGGUAUUGAUCUACCUGGACGAGGCCCUGUCUAUCAUUAAACGGGCCAUCCGCAGCAUCAUCGACCGAACCCCUGAACACCUGCUGAGAGAAAUCAUUCUGGUGGACGACCACAGCUCCAAUGAUGACCUGAAGGGGGACCUGGAUGUCUAUGUCAAAUCCAUUGAGGCGCAGAAUCCUUUGUUUCGCAUGGUCAGAGUGAGACAUGUUGAAUCACUGGGUUUAACUCAAGCUCGCAUCUCUGGGUGGAGAGCUGCUACUGCGGAUGUGGUUGCCAUUCUAGACGCUCACAUUGAGGUCCACAAGGAGUGGGCGGAGCCUCUGUUGACUCGUAUCAAGGCAGACCGGACAGUGGUGGUCUCCCCUGUGUUUGACAGGGUGAAUUACUAUGACCUGGAUGUUGUCCAUUACGUCCCAGCGGCCCAUGCUUUUGACUGGGCUCUAUGGUGUAUGUAUGAGUCCUUCAGGCCGGAGUGGUACCAUCUCAACGACACAUCACUGCCAGGAAAGAGUCCCUCUGUCAUGGGAAUCAUGGUGGUGGACAGGAAAUUCCUGGGUGAAAUCGGUGCCCUAGAUGGUGGAAUGAAAGUGUAUGGAGGUGAAAAUGUCGAGCUAGGUGUGCGGGUGUGGCUGUGUGGAGGAAGCAUAGAGGUAGUGCCUUGUUCUAAGAUCGCCCACAUUGAGAGGAACCACAAGCCUUACGCACCUGACCUGAGCAUGUCCAUGAAGAGGAAUGCACUGAGGGCAGCAGAGAUCUGGAUGGAUGAGUACAAACAUAAUGUCAAUAUUGCCUGGAACAUUCCAAUUAAGGAUCAUGGAAUAGAUAUUGGUGAUGUGUCAGAGAGAAAGGAGCUCAGAGAAAAGCUGAAAUGUAAGCCCUUCAAGUGGUACCUGGAAAAUAUUUAUCCUCAGUUGGACACAUGGGACAAUAUACUGGCCUAUGGAGGGAUGAAGAACUUGGAUGCAAACAUAUGUAUAGAUCAAGGACUUUUUCCUGGUCAUACACCCAUAGCCUUCGACUGCUUCAACUAUGGCCCACAGCACACAUACUACCACAGUAAUGGCGAGCUUUACAUUGGUGGCCUAAAGUCCCACAAGUACAAUGACAACAGGUGUUUGGCUGACAGUGGGGAAGACACUUUUCCUGAUCUGUAUGACUGUAACGAGGCCGUGCAGAAGGGCAUGGGCAUUCACUGGGACUUCACGCAGGGCAAGGAACUCAAGAACAGACAAACAAAAAGAUGCUUAGAAAUACAAAAACAGAAACUUGUGGUCCAGAAAUGCACUGGCCAGAAAUGGGAAAUUCAAAACAUCAUCAAGCCCUUCUAAUGGACCAGCAUUGAGGAGAUUCAUGUUUGCCUCUAGACUAAACCACAUUUUAUGUUUGCUAUUCUGUUCUAUGGGUCACUUUGGACUACUAACCUAAAUGUGGCAUAUGCCUAUGCAUUGAUAUAACAGUGCUUAUUUAAUUUUGUUGAAAGGGAAAUGUGCCUUUCUGUCCUUGAUAUGGAUUGCCAUAAAUAAAAUUAGUUGUAAAAAAUA
Messenger RNA from Oncorhynchus kisutch (coho salmon), 2157 nucleotides. Its product is annotated as probable polypeptide N-acetylgalactosaminyltransferase 8. Gene Ontology annotation, molecular function: polypeptide N-acetylgalactosaminyltransferase activity. Gene Ontology annotation, biological process: protein O-linked glycosylation. Gene Ontology annotation, cellular component: Golgi apparatus. The transcript has 11 exons. NCBI's taxonomy places the organism in Eukaryota, Metazoa, Chordata, Actinopteri, Salmoniformes, Salmonidae. The record is from RefSeq and is a predicted model, not a curated record. Bases 175 to 1944 code for a protein of 589 amino acids.